AGCUGGAAGCAGAGCAGCACAGAGAUUGACAAGGAUGGCUCCAGGCGGCAUCUACACAAAGUGUGAAGAACCUGACACAGAUGUGGUCAAAGACAACAUGUUUGACAAGAGAACAGGUGGUUUCCUGUUGCAGCAGAGCAGAUGUUGUUCACAAGGAACAUCUAUAUCAGUCCUUUAUAUUGCAAAUGCUGUGUUGUUUCUGCUGUGGAUUAUAACCAUCAUCAUUAUAUCUGGAAAAUACUCCAGGAUGACCAAGGAACUAGAACGGCUGCAUAGCGAACAAACUCUGCUGAGUGGAAAUGACACCUAUAUGGUAAAGCAACUAGAGGUACUUCAUUCUAAUCAAUCCACCUAUGCAACAGAGUUGAAUAACAGCCUGCAGAGAUUAGAACAUAAUCAGAAUAAACUAAAACAGGAUGUGACAAAAUUGCAGAACGAUUUAACUACAGAGAAAAAAAAGAUUUGGGAUGAGACGUUUAAACUACAGAAUGCUCUUCAAAAACUAAAUGCCUCAGCCUGCAAGAUGUGUCCAGAGGGCUGGCUACUGAACAAAGGAAAAUGCUACUAUUUUCAUGAACAGGAGAUACACUGGUCUUUAGCUAAGAAUUUCUGUGAGAAUCAAGGUAGCCACUUGGUUGUCAUCAAUGAUGCAGAUGAGCAGAUGUUUCUCCAGUCAAAGAAAAAACGCUAUUUAUAUUGGAUUGGUCUCCACGAUAUGAAAAAUGAAAAUACCUUUGUCUGGGUGGAUGACAGCCCUCUAUCAUAUACCCACUGGUUUGCAGGGGAGCCAAAUGAUUAUGGCCAUGGUGAGGACUGUGUCACGAUGACAGAAAGAGGCUGGUGGAAUGAUUAUGCAUGUGGACGCGAAGUGACAGGCACUAUUUGUGAAAAGCCAUGGAAUUGCCAGUAGUGACCAGCAGGAGCAGAAUCCAAAAUUCAGGGGCUUGCUCUUCCUGACUCCAUCAUUCUUCUAAGACCUUUGCUUAAAGAUCUUCUAGCAGUACAAACUCUGACACCUUAUGGGCAGUAGCUACAGCAAAUAAUUUCUACAUAUGAGACCAUAGUAUUCACAUUUAAUUUGGUGUACACUUGUAGUGCACCAUAUCUGAUUUUCAAAAUUUACAAAUAAAGAGUUAUUUGACCUCUAAGACUGAAAUCCCAACAGAGAAACAGUAAGCAGACCUACUCAAAAGUAAGUCCCAUUUAUUCAAAUAAUUCAAAAUGCUGAUGGUUGAAAAAGGCAAGUAAUCUUUUUUCAGAAAUAUAUAGCAUUUUGCUCAAAUAGAACGUGAGCCAAGGAAUAACAACAUUCAAUUUAUAUACUGCACUUUAGGACUUAUAUACUGCAACUUAACACCCACUCAGAGUGGUUUACAAAGUAUGCUCACAACAAUCACCCUGUAAGGUGGGUAGAGCUGAGAGAGGUUUGAAAGAGCUGUGACUGACCCAAGGUCACCCAGCUGGCUUCCAGCAGAGGAGCAG
This is a messenger RNA of Eublepharis macularius, 1482 nucleotides long. Its product is annotated as C-type lectin domain family 4 member G-like. The coding region runs from base 35 to 910 and encodes 291 amino acids. NCBI's taxonomy places the organism in Eukaryota, Metazoa, Chordata, Lepidosauria, Squamata, Eublepharidae. The record is from RefSeq and is a predicted model, not a curated record. The transcript has 9 exons.